CAUUAGCUGUAUUCACAUACACCGUAGGCUUCUCGCCUUCAUUGACAGGGAAUAUUCAGGGAUCGCGAAAACAGAAGAUUGAUCUGCAAAAAGCCCAUGAUUGGACGACGUUCAUGAAGAGAAAUCGCAAGAGAAAGAAGAGAGAGAGAGAGAGAGAGAGAGAGAGGGCGAGGGGUGGAGAGAUUAGAAGGGAUGGAUUUCUCGACGGACAACCUGACCGGCGUCGUCUUGGCGCUCCUGUCGAGUGGGUUCAUCGGAGGUAGCUUCAUCAUCAAGAAGAAGGGCCUCCGACGAGCUGCCGUUGUUUCUGGGGUGAGAGCUGGUGUUGGUGGGUAUGCGUAUUUGUUGGAACCUCUGUGGUGGGUGGGCAUGAUCACGAUGAUUGUUGGAGAGGUUGCGAAUUUCGUAGCUUACGCAUUCGCCCCGGCGGUGCUUGUCACUCCUCUCGGUGCUUUAAGUAUAAUAGUGAGUGCCGUGCUGGCUCACUUCAUCUUGAAGGAGAAACUACACAAGCUGGGGAUCUUAGGCUGUGUGAUGUGCAUUGUUGGGUCUGUCAUAAUCGUCGUCCACGCACCACAAGAGAGUCCCAUCACUUCUGUUCAACAAAUAUGGAUUAUGGCAACUCAACCAGCUUUUUUGCUCUACGUCGGCUCGGUGAUCGUGCUGGUCUUCAUCCUGGUUUUCCAUUUCUCACCAAGAUGUGGACACACGAAUGUGCUAGUUUACACUGGCAUCUGCUCGUUAAUGGGCUCUCUCUCGGUGAUGAGUGUGAAAGCACUUGGGACUUCUUUGAAGUUGACUUUUGAGGGGAAGAAUCAGUUGAUCUAUCCGGAGACUUGGUUUUUUAUGUUGGUUGUGGCUACAUGUGUUAUUACCCAAAUGAAUUAUCUCAAUAAGGCACUGGACACAUUCAACACUGCCAUUGUGUCGCCUAUUUACUAUGUUAUGUUCACAACCCUUACAAUCCUUGCCAGUGUUAUAAUGUUUAAGGAUUGGGACGGUCAGAACGGUGGAGACAUCAUUUCGGAAAUAUGUGGUUUCAUUGUCGUGCUCUCGGGGACCAUAUUGUUGCACACAACCAAGGACUUCGAAAGGAGUCCAUCCUUCAGAGCCAAUGCAGGUAACUAUGCGCCCGUAUCAUCCUCACUAUCGACUCGGCUCUGCAGCGGAAACGGUGAUUCCAAAUAUGACGAGGAAAAUGCACCACCAGCCGAGGAAGUUUGCAUGAGAAGACAAUAGCGGUACUUUUAGAUGGUUUUCAAGAAGAAAUAAUGCUCACUUCACUUCAAAUUUACAAACCUAAGCGGGAGGUAAGAUUGUACAGAAUGCCCAUGAUGAUUCUCACUCCGAUUGCAUAACACACGGAACCACCCUGCAGCGCGUCUCAGCUCUUGGGUGUCAGUUAGGUUUUAUUAACCUUCGAAUAGGCCAGUCAGCAAUUACUAGGACCCCUGUACUGUGGCCUCAGUAGUCGGAGACUUGUACAGUCGGUGAGGGAAGUGAAGGAAGCAAGAUGUUGAAAAUAGUUUGGACCUUCAAGGCGAUCCAGAGUGCGCGUGGUCAUUCAGCGGACGAG
Molecule: messenger RNA, 1576 nt
Organism: Rhodamnia argentea
Lineage: Eukaryota; Viridiplantae; Streptophyta; Magnoliopsida; Myrtales; Myrtaceae
Product: probable magnesium transporter NIPA6
Exons: 9
Coding region: 193-1239 (348 amino acids)
Biological process (GO): magnesium ion transport
Cellular component (GO): membrane
Molecular function (GO): magnesium ion transmembrane transporter activity
Source: RefSeq, a predicted model, not a curated record